Molecule: messenger RNA, 2882 nt
Organism: Acanthopagrus latus (yellowfin seabream)
Lineage: Eukaryota; Metazoa; Chordata; Actinopteri; Spariformes; Sparidae
Gene: slc12a8
Product: solute carrier family 12 member 8
Exons: 14
Coding region: 268-2493 (741 amino acids)
Biological process (GO): potassium ion import across plasma membrane; cell volume homeostasis; potassium ion homeostasis
Cellular component (GO): membrane
Molecular function (GO): potassium:chloride symporter activity
Source: RefSeq, a predicted model, not a curated record
CAUGAUCCUUGUGCAAAGCAGCAACACACCCUGGAAGGUAACCAGUGAGCACAAAUCCACCUGAGGUUACCUGUUGACGUUUCCAUAGAACACCUUGUUAGCAGCAGGAGGAGCUGAGAAUCCUGUUCACACUGACUGGAGGCAUCACAGAGAGGCUCCAUGGAACAAUGAGCUCCUCUGUUAUUUUGAUACCUGGUUAGUCCUCAGCAUGGAUUGAUAUGGGACUCUGUGAAAGGAAAAGUGAACUGAUCACGCCUGCAGGUUGCCAUGGACACCCUGCCAGUAGGUUGGACUGUGCACACCUGUGACCAGGAGGGAGACGUGGCAGGACUGCUGAAGGACACAGUCCCUGACACCAACACAAACACACACGUCCACGAUCUGUUCCAUGAAGAUGCACAGGGCUUCCAGCAGUCCAGCCAGCCGUGGUGGAGGAUCAAACUGUUUGUGUGGGAGCCGGUGCUCUUCGGCACCUGGGAUGGAGUUUUCACCACCUGCAUGAUCAACAUCUUUGGUGUUGUGCUGUUCCUGCGAACCGGCUACCUGGUGGGGAACACAGGCGUGCUGCUCGGGAUGCUGCUGGUCUCCUUGGUCGUGCUGGUCGCCUUGGUGACAGUGAUGUCGGGGAUCGGAGUGUGUGAGCACUGUGGCGUUGGGGGUGGAGGAAUCUACUCCAUGAUCUCCACCGUCCUGGGGGGCCGGGUCGGGGGCACCGUGGGCCUCCUGUAUGUGUUCGGACAGUGUGUAGCUGGAGCCAUGUACAUCACGGGGUUCUCUGAGUCGGUGGCCGAGGUGCUGGGAAUGCAGAGCCAGUGGGCGGUGCGCAGCAUGUCGGCGGCGGUGCUGCUGGCGCUGCUCGGAAUCAACCUGGCGGGUGUGAAGUGGAUCGUCCGACUCCAGCUGAUACUGCUGGCCGUGCUGGCCAUCUCCACUCUGGACUUUGUCAUCGGCACCUUCACACACCUCGACCCAGAGCACGGAUUCAUCGGUUAUUCGCCCGGGCUGCUCAGCAGUAACACAAUGCCAGAUUACAGCGCAGGAGAAAACUUCUUCACAGUGUUUGGGGUCUUCUUCCCUGCUGCUACAGGGGUUAUGGCAGGCUUCAACAUGAGCUCAGACCUUCAGCGGCCUGAACACAACAUCCCAGUGGGAACGCUGGCAGCUGUCUUCACCUCGUGGUUCCUGUAUCUGGUCUUUGUCUUCCUCCUCGGGGCGAUCUGCACCAGAGAAGCUCUGCGUUAUGACUUCUUGAUAGCAGAAAAGGUCUCCUUGGUGGGUUUCCUCUUUCUGCUGGGCCUCUACAUCUCCUCUCUGGCUUCCUGCAUGGGUGGCUUAUACGGAGCACCCAGGAUCCUCCAGUGCAUCGCCCAGGAGAGGGUCAUCCCCGCACUGGCCUUCCUGGGAAGAGGGAAAGGACCAAACAGGACUCCGGUAGCAGCCAUCUGUCUGACCAGCCUGCUGACCUUGGCCUUCAUUUUCAUCGGUCAGGUCAACGUGCUGGCGCCCAUCGUCAGCAUCAACUUCAUGCUCACCUACAGCUUCAUCGACUACUCCUACUUCAGUGUGGCCAUGACCUUCCAGCUGCAGACUAAAGAAAAGAAAGGACCACUCAUCCCGGCAAAAAGAAGCCAGCGUCCGUCAAUCAGGCAGAGCUCUAGGCCUCUGAUUGAGGCCCCCCUCCCUAACUAUGGAAGUGGAGGUGAGAGCCUGCAGAGCAAAGGCACUCUGCUGGAGUUCACCAAAGACAUGGACCAGAUCUUUCCCCCGAUGUCAAAUCCUGAUGCCGGAUCUGAAAACACCUGCUCCGCGCAAGAGCUGAGUUGUAAGGGCAGAAAGGCAAGUGUGACCCCCAAGCAGAAGCUGAUGGACAGCUUUGGUUUGGACCUUAACAGCAACAUGUUCUCAGAAGAGAAAGAAGAGGAGGUGAGUUCAGCUCCAACACAUGAGGGAGCUGAGGUCCAGAGUGGAGUCGGGGAAGAAACGCAAGCCAAAUGUCAUUCAGAAACACAGCAUGCUGAGCAGGAUUCAUCAGCUGAGCCUCACAGUCACAGCGCAGGAGCUGAAAGUAAAGCAGAGCAUCCAACCUUUGAAAUCCAACCCAUUCAGCAUUCACUCUACGCGAAGUUCUGCAACCACUGGGUUGCUCUAAUCGGGGCACUCACCUCCUUAUUGAUCAUGUUUGUUAUCCAGUGGGUUUAUGCUUUAGCAAACAUAGUCGUUGCCUUGCUGCUCUUCCUCUACAUCGGGAGAACAAGUCCUGGACUACCUAAAGGUAUUGCAGCUCGAUUCAGCUUCUUCACGUGGCUUAAAUCAACACUAAAUAGCAUUUUCAGAAAAGGAUCUCUUCAGGAUGAGAUCGUGGUCACGCCCGCUCUGUCCGGUGUCGGGCUGAAAACCAAGCAGCUGACAGAGGAAAACGCAGACUUCGCCUCUCGUCACCGCCAUCACCAGUCCUCUUUCAUUGACAAGAUGGUGCAACCACCGCUCCGCUGACUGACUUGAACACUGCCUCUGUUUCAUGUCACAGCUGUCAGCCAGAAACCACAUUUUCUGCCUCAAACUCUGCCUCGCGUUGCCCUGUACGGCACAUUCUGCACACAUAUAUUAUUUAACAGAGAUGUUCAGUGUGUUUUUGUGUGAGAGAACUAGAUGGAUAUUUUUGUGGACCUGAGUUUUUCUUCCAUAAACAGAAUUAAAAGAAAAUAGGUGAUUUUUUUUUUCUCACUAUACUUUAUGCAUUUAGCCUUGAGUGAAGUAUUGCAGUAUCUGUGAGACACUGCUGGGUCAGUUCCAAGAAGUGCAGCCACUGUGGUGCUCAUGUGGCUUGAAUAUCCUGUGUGCAAGUGGCACAAACGUAUAAUUAAAGUAUAUUAAUUCACUUG